AUGGCGGCCUCCCUGACGCGCAUCGCGUCUGGCGGCCAGCUCUGCCGCACCCCAUCCAGCGGCCAGCUCUCCCGCGCGCCGCUGGCGCCGCCCGCCGCGGCGCGGGCGAGCCCUCGAGGGGCCCGUGCACCCGCGCCCGGCCCCGCCCCGGCCGCCCUGCCCGGAGAUGGCGACAUAGCCGUCCCAAACGGCGCCGCCACCAGCCCGCGCGGCGGCAAGAUCGCGGCGCACGGCACCGCCACAGUGGUCGCGCCCGUGUCCCCCAUGCCGCCCGGCGCACUGGCCGACCUGUUGGCCGGCCCCUUCCACCCAGAGCUACGCCUCGGCGCCGCCGCCGCCGCCGCCGCACCGCCCGCGCCCCCCUCGCCGCACCAGCCCCUGCCCCCGGCCGCGCUCACGCGCCCCCCGCCGCCGCCGGCCGUCGAGCCGGGAGCGUUCGCGGAUGCGUUCGAAAUGGGGGACCUCCUCGGCCGUGGCAGCUUUGGGGAGGUGCGCAGCGCGGUGGAGCACGAGACAGGGCGCCGCGUCGCUAUCAAGGUGCUGGCCAAGAGCCAGGGCGGCCGCGACAAGCGGGAGACCAUCCUCCAGGAGGUCGCGUUCUGCCAGGCGCUCGAGGGCAGCCCCAUCGCCGCGCGCGUCUACGGCGUUUACGAGGAUGCUGACAGCAUCUACAUAGCCCAGGAGCUCUGCAGCGGCGGCGACGUGGCGGGCCUGCAGGCGGUCGCUGAGGGCGGCCGCCUGAGCGAGCGCGAGGCGGCGUCAAUCAUGCUGAGCGUGCUGCGGUUCCUGGCGCACGCGCACAGCAGGGGCGUAUGCUACGGCGACGUGAAGCCCAACAACUUUGUGCUCCGCAGCCUGUACCCCUCCGUCGCGCACAUGAUCGACCCCACCGCCCCCAAGGGCCGGCUCGACCUGUGUGCAGUAGACUUUGGCUGCUGCCAGUGUGCAGAGCCUGACGUAUGCCUCGCCGGCAUGCCCGUCAGCGGGACCCCGGCCUACCUCUCGCCAGAGGCCUUCAAUGAGUGCUUCGGCGUGCCCGCAGACGUCUGGGCCGCGGGGGUGAUGCUCUACCACCUCCUCAGCGGCGGGUUCCCCUUCUGGGUCGGCCGCGCCGACCAAUUCCACGGCAUGACGCAGUCAGAGCUGCGCGACGGCAUCGUGCGCGGCAGCCCCAUGUUCACGCGCGACCCCUGGGCGGGCUACUCCCCGCGCGUCAAGGACCUCAUCUGCAAGAUGCUCGAUAAGGACCCAGGCCAACGCAUCAGCGCGGCCGCGGCCUGCAGCCACAUCUGGUUCGCCGAGGUGCUGGGGGAUGACUCAUCCCUCUAG
Monoraphidium neglectum is the source of this 1329-nucleotide messenger RNA. RefSeq lists its product as hypothetical. Gene Ontology annotation, biological process: peptidyl-serine phosphorylation; intracellular signal transduction; protein autophosphorylation. The record is from RefSeq and is a predicted model, not a curated record. The transcript is spliced from 7 exons. Bases 1 to 1329 code for a protein of 442 amino acids. Gene Ontology annotation, cellular component: nucleus; cytoplasm. Gene Ontology annotation, molecular function: calmodulin binding; ATP binding; calcium-dependent protein serine/threonine kinase activity. NCBI's taxonomy places the organism in Eukaryota, Viridiplantae, Chlorophyta, Chlorophyceae, Sphaeropleales, Selenastraceae.